This is a messenger RNA of Ochlerotatus camptorhynchus, 1668 nucleotides long. RefSeq lists its product as uncharacterized. The transcript is spliced from 2 exons. Bases 9 to 1304 code for a protein of 431 amino acids. The record is from RefSeq and is a predicted model, not a curated record. NCBI's taxonomy places the organism in Eukaryota, Metazoa, Arthropoda, Insecta, Diptera, Culicidae.
AGCGGGUCAUGGUUCAUGCGUGUGACUGUUCUUUAGAUGCGACGCUUCAUGAUCUUGUCAAAGAUUAUUUUGCUGUUGAAAGCUUGGGUGUAAAUCCUACUCUAACUCUGGAGUCAUCAGAAGAUCAACGAGCUAGGCUGAUCCUGCAGCAAACCACCAAGCGUACUGAAACUGGUAGGUUCGAGUGCGGAUUAUUAUGGAAGAGUGACAAAUUUGAGUUUCCCAACAGCUACGUGAUGGCUGAACGGCGAUUGGUUUGCUUGGAGAGAAAACUUAAAAAAGAUGCCGAUUUAAACAGGAAAGUGGCGGAACAGAUUGAAGAAUAUCUCGAGCGCGGUUACGCUCACAAGAUUACAGACGAUGAACUGCGAAAUUCGGAUCCUCAUCGUGUGUGGUAUCUUCCAUUAGGCGUAGUACAAAAUCCACGUAAACCUGGCAAAGUCCGUAUUGUCUGGGACGCGGCAGCACGCGUUGGCGACGUAUCGCUCAACUCCAUGCUUCUAGCCGGACCGGAUUUACUAACUCCACUGCUGAAAGUCAUGUGUGGAUUCCGUCAGCGGCAGUAUGUAUCAGUAGGCGAUGUCCGUCAAAUGUUCCACCAGAUGCUUGUCAAGGAAGCUGACCGUCAGGCUUUGCGUUUCCUAUAUCGACAAAACGCAGCUCAGAAUCCAACUAUCUAUGUAAUGGACGUCGUAAUCUUUGGAGCUUCAUGCUCCCCUUGCCUGGCACAGUACGUAAAAAACUUGAACGCUAGUGAAUUUGAGCAUCACUACCCAGAAGCGGCGGCAGCGAUCAUCAACAAUACAUAUGUCGAUGACUUCUUGGACAGCAGAGAUACGAUCGACGAGGCAGUCAAGAUAGUUGAAGAGGUACGCAUGAUAUACGGCAAGGCUGGAUUUGAAAUCCGGAAUUGGCAAUCUAAUUCCGAAGAAAUUCUGCGACGGGUCGGGGUAGACGCCAACGACGCAGCGAAACGUUUUUCUGUGGAAAAGUUAACGAUAGCAGAACGAGUUCUGGGAAUGAUGUGGAAUCCUGUAGAUGACAUGUUUGUAUUUACUGCACAGUUCCGUGACGACCUGCUUUCUCUACUAUCGGGGGAAAUUGUGCCAACAAAAAGGCAAGUUCUCCGAGUGGUCAUGAGCCACUUUGAUCCGCUUGGUAUAGUGGCAACCUACACAGUACAUGGCAAAAUUUUGAUCCAGGACGUGUGGAGAUCAGGAUUUCGCAAACUGGAAGCGCUGGGUAAAGUUGGUGCCGAAACUAUCGGAGGUUCAAGUACCGAGGUGCUACUUUCCAAACUAUAGUGUGGAAAGUUACAAGUCCCUCGAAGUUCAUAUUUUCGUUGACGCGAGCUUGAUGGCGUAUUGUGCAGUAGCGUACUUUAGAAUUGUCGACGGUGGGAUGCCACGUUGUGCACUCGUGGCUGCAAAAACGAAAGUGACUCCGCUGAAACCUCAGUCGAUUCCACGCAACGAACUGAAUGCCGGGGUGAUUGGAGUAAGACUUCUGAAGAGCGUCGAGGAGAAUCAUUCAAUACCAAUUAGAAAACGGUACAUCUGGACCGAUUCAACUACUGUUUUGUCUUGGUUGAAAGCGGAUCCACGAAAAUACAAACCAUAUGUAGCCUUCAGGGUAGCAGAGAUCCUAUCGGAGACUAGUAUCGAUGAG